UUUAAUAUUAUGAUGUCCUCUAAUAUUUUUUGCUUUCACUGCAUGGUCAUCUGGAGGCAGUUAAUACAAAAUGUUAAUAUUCCUCUGACGGCUUAGCCUACUUUGUGGUACUCAGCGCGGGCUUUUUGGCGAGCUUAUUUUAUACUUAAUAGUAUUUUAUCCUCCAUUACAUCACCGCGAUCCUCCUACAAUGUUUUAUAUGGCAGGCUGACUUUGUUUUUGCACAUCACAGCACUCUGGUGAAAUAAAAGGGCUUUUUGUUGUUUGCAUAAAAAGCCUUAAAAAAAAAAGUAAGGACAUUUAAUGAGUGUGCUGUUAAUAUGAACAGUUUCUGUGGCUUUCACUUUCACUGAGCGAUAAAUAGCAGGAUAACAGGAAUCAGUUUUCUCAAAACAACCACUGGGUUGCUCUCAGGAAGUACUGUAUGAAUAUUAAUAUGGAUGCAAAUGCUCAGUGAGGAUGCCCAGCGCUUGAACCAGCACAGCGCGCUGACAUCUGCGCAUUUUUUGUUUUGACGUUUUUUUUUUCUUCUUCUUUCUGUUCAUCCCCGCAUUUGUGAGCGUGUUUCUUUUGCGGAUGAUUUUGAAAGAAACACAGACACAAGGAUGAUGUCGGCUGGGGAGCAUUUUAACGUCGCAUUGAAUUGCAUAUUGGUUUUCAAUAAGACCUCGCACCGGCCAGUCUACAGCGAUCCUCGGUAGUACAGUGCGCCGUUUAUCCCCCUAAAAAUGGAAGACCUUUCACGUCAAGAAAAGGCGUCAGUCCGGUGAUCGGCGUCUGAAUAUCUAAUUUUUUAUUUCCACGUCAAUUGACACAUCUGGGAAAGGAUUCAUUUCCCUUCCCUUCUGUUUACCAAGACAGCUGUGUCAUCAACAACCGGCGUGGUUUUGUUGUUGUCUGAUUUUUUUACGAGUCUGGGCAACUGGUUUAGGCGAUCGGCACAGUCUACCUCUGCGCCAGCCGUAGACUCUACAGCUAUCAAGGCUGUGAAGUCCAGCUCAGGUGCUGAGAUACCAUACAGAUGUGGGCUGGAAUGGCUUUGGUAUUCAGGAGAAACCAAACAAAGUGAAGGAUAUGUAUAGCGCACUGUUUCCUAAAUAUCUGAUAAAUCCUGCUGUCUCACUCACAGCGAGGUAAAACAACACUGCUGGACCGCUUGCUGAGGUGGAGACUGGAGGGCAGAGGGCUGCAGCACAAAGCCUUCCAGUGCUGUGAAUCCAGUAGCAGCUAUAGAAGGAAAGGUUUUCGACAUGAGAUACCACAAAAUGUACACCCAGAGUGAAUCCCCUGACUGCAUAAUGUUUCACUCAUAACUUUUGUUACGCUCAUAAAUCACACUGUAAAUGUUUUACACUGUCAUAUUUUACAUAGGUGAUUAUGAUGUGCCUCGAUAAAUUCCCGUUUCUCUAUAGUAGUCAUAUUGGCGGAGCUUUUUCAGUUACUGCUAUACACACAGAGGGUGUUUGAAGGGUGUUAUGGGGGCCUUGAAUAUGUGUGUGUGUGUGAGUAUGUGUGUGUGAUGUUUGCUUAUGUGCAUGAAUGAGUAGUUUGCAGUGUUGCAUGCAGAUUGAGUUACGUGAAUCAUGGCUCCAUCUGCCUCCUGGUUUUAAUGAGGAAUUCAAGCGACUCCUGACCCUACAGAUGCUCCUGAAACAACUUCCUAAACGCUCUCAGUUUAUUUGGGUUAGAAAGUGACUCUGGGGAUUAAUAACAGGCACCCUAUAUGAGCGUAUUGCAUGCUUGUAAAAACAAUAUUUUGCAGCCUGGUCUGAUGACACAAACCUGCCUGUAGAUAUAUAAGAUGCUGGACUCUCGGUUCUUUUAGCUUGGCUAAUUGUACACCAACCCACAGGGUGUAAUGUGACAAUUGUGGGGCUGCCUACUCAGCUGCCAGAUCCUAGAAACCAAAAUCAAAGCUCCAUUUAACAAAAGCCCAACCUACAGUCACAGCUCCCUAACCUAAUUAACAUUGAGUCAGCAAACACGGCAGCAGCGGUCGAGGUUGUGGUCAGAGCUGUGGGGUACAAGAAUAGCAGUAGCCACGCUGACACACUGGAUGACACACUGGGCUGUGACAAAAGAAUCACACACAGGUACACAGAUCAACAUGCCACCUGGCCCAGGUGACAGCGCCUGCUGCUCUCACUGUGUGCUUUUUCUCUUUAUAGUAAGACAUAGCCGAGCUACUGCACUGGCAGUGAAAAUGGUGUGCAGACGAUGGUAAACUGCUUAAGUUAUCAAAAAUAUCUACAGAAUUAGGAAAACAACAGCACAGCUGGAAAGUGUCAAUAUAUACUUUUGAUGUAUUUUCAUGCUGUAUGAAGCAUCAUAGGACCUUAAUUGUAAAUCGGGUCUCAUUAAACUGGAUUCGCAUGUGUUCCACCACAUUUGAUUCAUAUUGCUUGUUUCCCCCCGUUUUCUGCUUUGUGAGAAUAUCUGAUAAUGCGGACCAUUAAAAUUACUCACCAGCUACACUGCAAACAAGCUUAGCUUAAUAAUGCAUGUCAUGUAAAGUGGCUGAUUCAAUUUAGUUCCCCAGCAAAGCUGUUUAACUCAUGCUGAUGCCAGGGGCACCGACGAUACCACUUGAGUGUCCACCAUCAAAACACAUUGAAUUUCUAUUUAUGGUGGAAAAACACUAGCAUCGUGCAUCAGCUGACAUCUGCUCUUUUCUUAGCCAAUUGCGCUGCACACUCACGUUCUCCAACAUGAAAACACUGUUGGACUCCCAGAUAUCUGCCCCACAACAAGCCUGACUUCACAUGGAGGGAGCGAGGGCUGCCUGUGACAUACAUCGCCAUCCCCUGAGUCCUCUUCUAUACCAUGAGCUCUGGCUCUGCCCAGGAUGUGGCAGUCGAGCAUUUCCUGCGUGACAUAGAGAGGCGAAGCAAGCGGCUACACUGCGCUGUGAUAGGCUGCGAGGAGGAGCGAUCCCACAGCGACAUGAACCUGCUGUAUCGUAAGAGCCGGUUGGACUGGAGGCAGAGAGACCAAGAGGGAAGUAAAAAGAGCUCCACGCAAAAUGACCCCUCAGCUACUGUUGGCAAAGUCAGAGACCUGGCUUCUUUCCGACGGCACUUCCGAAUGGGUUUCAUGACCAUGCCUGCCUCCCAGGACCUGUCCCCUCACUCCUGUGCCUCUGCCAUGGCGCCGCGCUCGCAGUCCUGCCACGCUGUCGGAGCCGGAGAUACAAGUCUAGAGAAUGGAGAUUACUCAGACACCCAAUCUCAACACGGCGGCCGCUGCCCUCCAGCCAAACCCAAACGCCACCCCAGUACUCGCCUGAGCUCCUCGUCUGCUGACAGCAGAGGACCUCCUCCUGAGACACCACCUCCGCCUCCACCCACUCACUCCCAGGCAAAACACUCAGAGAAAAAGAAUGCCAUGAAGAAGUCUGACUCUGGAGAGAUUGGAACAAAGAAGGUGCCUCCUUUAAAGCCCAAGAGAAGUCCCAGCACCCAGCUUUCCUUUGAUCCUCUUCCUUCACGUGUGCCUCCUUCUGCCACAUCAAUGCCCUUUCAGGCAUCAGACUCUCAGAUUCAGACAGGAGAUGGGGAUGAUGAGCCAGUCUAUAUAGAAAUGGUGGGCCAAGUGUUCACCAGAGACAGUCAGACGGCCACACCCCACCCUGUAACCCCUGUGGCCACAACACCAGACUCUGACUCAGACCAGAGUGAGGCAAUCUAUGAGGAGAUGAAAUACCCAAUGCAGGAGGACAGGGAGUCCCACAGACACCUCCCUCCCAAACACGAGAAACUGAAAACCUCUAAACACUUUCAUGUGACACCUUCUUCUGCCAGCAGCUCCUCUUCGCUGCCACGCCCAUCUUCUUCUUCCCCUUCCUAUUCCAAACCUAAAGCUACUGUAUCAAUCUCCCAUUCAUCUCCUCUGCCUGCCUCUGCAUCCUCCACCCCAGUGCCCCAGGUCCUCUCUGCCAGCCCCCACACGCCACGAGCUCCUACACCCUAUCUGCUGCAAGGGAAUAAAUCGGAGCAAGAAUCAAACACAAAGAUCCCAGCGCCUUUCCCCAAUCUUCUACAGCACCGGCCCCCGCUGCUCGCCUUCCCUCAGCCUGCAGCAGCCUCCAGUGGGGUCGGGGUGCAGAACAAGUCAUCUGCUUCCACUAAAAUGGGAACUCAGACAUCAAGCGCAACAACACAAGCGAGCACCUCUUCCUCGGCCUCUUCUAAUAUUCCUGUAUCCCUGUCGGGCUCCAAGGAAUCAUCAGGAGGCAGUGCAGCGCAGCAGGACAAGCACAGCAGAGACGCCCAGUUAGGCCCAGCUCCUGGACUGAGAGCCAGGAGUCAUUCCACGCCCCUGCCUCCUUCCUCUAAAUCCACCUCCCCCUUUUCCCAUCACCAUCAUCACCCUCACCAUCGCCCCUCACACUACCAUCACUAUCGGAAGCCAGAAAGAGGAGAUUCUCCUGUGCCGACCAAGAGCAGCUCCCAGGCUUCUAACCAGGCCACAGUCCAGACACAAACCUCAAGUACAGGCAAGGAGGGCAAGUCAGUUAGCUUCCUCCUGAAGUCUGACAAAGGUGAGAAGGAUAAGGACAGGGAAAAGGACAGAGACAGGGACCGAGACAGAGAAAGGGAUAGGGGUAGAGGAGACAGGGACAAGGAAAGAGAGAGAGACAAGGACAGAGAUAGAGACAGGGAUAGAGAUAAGGAUAAGGAAAAGGACAGAGAAAGAGACAGAGACAGAGAAAGGGAUCGUGAUAGGGAUGGAGGUCCACACUCUUUACAGUUGGACAUCACUACCAGCACGAGCAGCCAAACGCCUCAAAGCAGCACCAGCUCAACCCCCACGCCAUUAUCCUCAUCCCAGCGUCCUCACUCUCGCCCACACCUCCGUUCUCACACGCCUCACGGCCUUCCAGCGUACAAGCCGCCCUCCUCGGACAGCCCCUUGCUAUGGACCUACCCCUCCGGUGGCUUCAGGAGGCCCCCGGCUUAUGAGAGCUUGAGAGGCAGCUCUCAGACACCAUCUCUGCAGCAGCCCUCGAGUCUUACUGGUAUUGGUGAAGGUGCGUUCAAGAGCAAUGGAGGGUCUGCAUCCCUUCAGUCUAAAGUUGGCUUCAUGCCUUGGGACAGCAGUGCCAGUUUAUCCGCCGAUGACGGGUCUUACUGGCCUAUGCAGAGGAAAUUGUCCUUCAGUCACGGCAGCAGAGAGACAGAGAAGGAUGAAGGCCGGGCAUGGAACGGUAGUGCUGAUGCCCUGUUAAGGACGGACAAGGAAGAGCUUGGAAUAGGGUCUCGGGGAGGCCAUUCAGGCAUCCCAGUCCACUUCAGUGGGUCCACAAGCAGGGCUCUUGGACACAGUGAGUCACUGGCCGGUGUUGACAGCAGCCUAGGAUUCAGAGCUCUGCCCAGGGUAGGGCUGCCUCUUCCCUGCCAGACCUUUCCUGCCUGUCGCAAUGGAGAAGUGGGGCGGCUGGGUCGCUCCUCCUCUGCUGCUGGAGUGAGACAGGUGGGUGGAGGAGACGUUCAGAGACAGAGCAGUCUACCAGCACGAGAAGCCUUGAAUCAGCUGCAUAGUUUGGCCCAGCCUCAAGUACCCUGCAGUCCCAGCAGUCCCAGUGGUCCCGGUGUGUCACGGCAGCAGCAGCAGCAGCUUCAGCUACACCAGCAGCAGCUGCAGUUAAAGCAGCAGCUUCAGCAGCUUCAGCAACAGCACCACCUGCAGCUGCAGUUCCAACAGCUCGCCCAGUUGGCACAGGGACAACCUGUUGUCAGUGGGGUCACCACCCCAUCCACAUCGCAGACCCAGAGAGACGGCAAGUUGCUGGAAGUCAUCGAGCGUAAGCGCUGCCUGUGCAAAGAAAUCAAGGCACACAGGCGUCCUGACAAAAGCUUGUGCAAGCAGGACAGCAUGCCCAUCCUCCCUAGCUGGAGACGGACACCUGAACCUCGUAAAACUGGCACACCUCCCUGCCAGAGGCCACAGGCCGUUGUGUGGGACACGGCUAUCUGACGUGGAAGUCAGGCCAGCGAGUACAGCACUAGAAGAGAUGAGCUGAAGAUGGCAGAAUUAUGAAUGAGAGUAAAAAUGGAUAUAGAAACUAGAAAAUUCUUUAAAUGGCUUUGGUGAUGUAAUUACCACCAGGGAAUGGGAGACUAUGGACCAAGAAGAAAACCCUUGAUAGCAUUUUUAUCGUGCGAUAAACUGAUCUGUGAACAGUAACUGAUGAAGGGUACUGGAGACUCUGAACCCAUCUGGGGAAAAAACAAACAAAAAAAAAUGCUGAUUAAGAGGUGAAGAAUAAGAAGUAUUACAAUCAAACUACAUGAAUUUCUUACAAAUUGGAUUUGUAUCUGCUCUGUAUUAUGUAGUACACUAUGUAAAUGUGUUCUAAUUGCCAAUGUUUUUUGCCACAAAACACCAGUAUUAUUGCUACAAAAGGAAGACGCCAACUAACUAAUAAUUAGCGGGUUGUUUUCUGAAGUCGGUGUUGCCAAAUUUCUUCCUGACUACUUGAUACAUAAAUUGUGUAUUUUCGCCAACAAGCAGGUGUCCAACACGCUUAAAAACUACUCUGUGGAUGAGAAAAGGCAAGACUCAUAGAUAAGUUGCUGAAGUGUUUCUUGAAAUUGUGAAUGUAUAUGAGAUGUCUUGGUAUCAAUAGAUUGUCAUUGUGGAUGCAAAUAAUCAUCACCGAGGAGUAAAAGCUACCUACUGUAUCUGUUUGCAUAUUUGUAAUGUAAAUCUAUUUACUUUCUCAACGUUUCUGCAAUUUUAUAGCAAUAUCCUCCCGACGCUGGAGCAACAUAAUUAAAACUUGUGUCAACUAGCCUACAAUACAUAUCUAAGACUUGAAGAAGUCAUAUUUACUGUGUCAUUCUCUGCAUGUCACGAUAGACAUACAGUAUUGUAAAAAAAACAACAACAAAAACAAACAAAAAAAUCCCAACUAAAAUAAAAAAAUUAGUGUAGAGAUGAUCAUGGCAAACUUUUACAUACAGCAAAUCUUCACUAUGAUAACGUGUGGUUGUAUAAAAAGCUGAAUAUGUUGUUUGGGGGGAGUGGGGGGGGGGGUCCUCAUUAGGAAAAAAUUAAUAAAUAAAUAGGUGACAGAUGGCACAUGCUGUGCAGUCCAGCCAAAUAUAGAUACAGAUCAAUGGUACAAAAAAAUUUUUCAUCGCUCAUGCUUAUCCACAGUUGCACAUUAGUGAUUGUUCCACCACACCGAAAAACAGGCACUCAACACCCAUCAACACAGACUGUGCAAUAUGGUGCAACUGAUAAGACUGUGAGUAUUGAUCACCUCAAACAGAAUGCUGGAACAAUCUGCACAAAACAUUGUAUACGCUUAGGACAAGUUAAACCCUAAUGUACUGUAAAUAGAUAUGUACAACUCUAUUGAAAAUGUAGCAAUUAUUUCCAUUUUCAUACUUGUAAUCAAUACAUAUUAUGUAGCAUAUAUUGUAUAAACAUAACUUUGUUCACUUGUUUUUUCUAAAAGAAUUAAGUACUUUAUCUGCUGCAGCCAGUCCAUGCAUUACUUAUAGUUCUACUAAUAAACAGUAAGCCCUCUAAAGAAAGGCACAGCCCAACAGUUGUUUAUUUCAAUUUAUGCAAGACUCCCUUUAAGCUGUGUUAUUGAUUUAUUUAUGCCCUUUUUCUACAUCCAUUUUUAUUUGUGUACAGAUUUCCACAGCCCGUUGUCUUGACAUUUUUGAAUACUUGCUGCUAUCUUGAACUACUGGUGUUGUUCACUCAACUAUACAGUGUUACCAUGAGAAACAUUAUUAAUAUAGUGCUUAUUGUGAGAUAUUUGUUUUGGGUUUAUUUUUAUUUAUUAUUUUGGUUUUCUUUCUUUCUUUUGUUUUUCCUUUCUGAAAGCCACGUGAAAUGAAGUUCGUACCUUAAAGAGUGAGCCCGUCUGUAAUAGUAUUAAGGCGCUUGAAUGUCUCUUGGUUGUUGUCGUUUUUAAUGAUAGUAAGCACCAAACUGUACAGUACAGUACACCCAGUGAAAAGAAGACCUAUCUAAGUGUUUGAGAGUCACUACUUGGCCUUUUUUGUUUUUAGCUCCACCUGCUCGCGUUUGAGGAUCAGAGUCCAUUUUCAAGCAAACACAGGCCAGGUUGACGGAAAUGGGCAAGUGCAAUGCAUGCAGAGAUUCCUUACACUGAAAUGCUCCAAUGAUUCUUACUAUUGUGCCCAAUUUUGAUUGCUGAUACCAAGUAAUCACCUUACUAUGAUUCCUUUUCACGGACUGAUAUGGAACCCUCGGUAUCAUUUCCAGAAUAGUUUACAGAAGCUGUUGGUUUUGUGUGUCUUCUAAAAACAGUGGCCAUUAUAUGAGUGCCAUACUAUAUUGAUAUGGUAAGAUACGGUGUACCUUGGAAAUCACUGUAGUGCUAUAUUUGCAUUGAUAUUGUCAUUGAAAAUAAAUUUUAUAUAAUGAACUUUACACAACAAA
This is a messenger RNA of Haplochromis burtoni (Burton's mouthbrooder), 8427 nucleotides long. RefSeq names its product neuronal tyrosine-phosphorylated phosphoinositide-3-kinase adapter 1. Gene Ontology annotation, biological process: phosphatidylinositol 3-kinase/protein kinase B signal transduction; neuron projection morphogenesis. Bases 2824 to 5976 code for a protein of 1050 amino acids. The record is from RefSeq and is a predicted model, not a curated record. NCBI's taxonomy places the organism in Eukaryota, Metazoa, Chordata, Actinopteri, Cichliformes, Cichlidae. The transcript is spliced from 9 exons.